UUUCCGCGGGCCUCCUCGCCUCGGGGGUUACGACCACCAGCUCAUCCCUCCCUCCCCCUCCCCCUCCCCCUGCUCGUUAAUCACCCCACUAACCACGCAAUUAAUCCUCUCCCGGAACUCCCCACCAUUCCCCAGCCACAAACCGCGAGCGCGAGCGCAGACCCCCGUCCUCUUCUUCUUCGCCAAGACUCCUCGCGCCCGCCCCGGAUCUCGGGGCCGGUCGCCGCCUCAUGAGGUAGGGGAAGCCGAGGCGCGCCGGGCGGAGCGGUGAGGUCAGGCGGCGGCGGCGGCGGGGGGACAGGAUGGGGCUGAUCUCCGGGAUGGUGAUGGGGGUGGUGGUCGGCGUGGCCAUCAUGGCCGGCUGGAGCCGCGUCAUGCUCCGGCGCAGCAGGAAGCGCAUCGCCAAGACCGCGGAUAUCAAGGUGCUCGGGUCUCUCGGCAGGGACGACCUCAGGAAGCUGUGCGGCGACAACUUCCCCGAGUGGAUAUCCUUCCCGCAGUUUGAGCAGGUGAAAUGGCUGAACAAGCAUCUAAGCAAGCUUUGGCCAUUUGUUUCAGAAGCUGCAACAGCAGUGGUUAAGGAGUCCGUUGAACCACUGCUAGAUGAUUACCGGCCACCAGGAAUAAAAUCUCUGAAGUUCAGCAAAUUUUCUCUUGGGACCGUGUCACCAAAAAUAGAAGGUAUUCGUAUUCAAAAUCUUCAGCCAGGCCAAAUCAUAAUGGAUAUAGAUUUCCGUUGGGGUGGUGAUCCAAGCAUAAUCCUAGCUGUUGAUGCUGUUGUUGCAUCACUACCUAUUCAGCUCAAGGAUCUUCAGAUCUACACUGUCAUACGUGUCGUUUUCCAACUGUCAGAAGAGAUUCCUUGCAUAUCUGCUGUUGUUGUGGCUCUCCUUGCUGAUCCAGAGCCAAAAAUUCAGUACACCCUGAAGGCCAUUGGAGGAAGCCUAACCGCAGUUCCUGGACUUUCUGACAUGAUUGAUGAUACUGUGAACUCAAUUGUUUCUGAUAUGCUCCAGUGGCCACACAGGCUAGUUGUUCCACUUGGUGUUAAUGUUGAUACAAGUGACCUGGAGCUUAAACCUCAGGGAAAACUUUCUGUUACUGUGGUAAAAGCAACUUCUUUGAAAAACAAGGAGUUGAUUGGUAAAUCAGAUCCUUAUGUGAGACUGUAUGUGCGACCAAUGUUUAAAGUCAAAACAAAAAUCAUAGAUGACAACCUGAAUCCAGAAUGGAAUGAAACAUUUGAGCUGAUUGUCGAAGACAAAGAAACCCAAUCUGUCAUUUUUGAGGUUUACGAUGAAGACAAACUUCAGCAAGACAAAAGACUUGGUGUGGCUAAACUAGCAGUGAACAGUCUUGAACCUGAGAUCACCCGUGAAGUCACUCUGAAGCUGCUGCAUUCAGUAGAUCCACUUAAAAAUAGGGAUACCAAGGAUAGAGGCACAUUGCAUCUUAAGGUCAUGUAUCAUCCGUUUACAAAAGAAGAGCAAUUUGAAGCCCUAGAGGCGGAAAAGCAAGCCAUAGAGGAGAGGAAGCGUCUGAAGGAGGCUGGGAUAAUUGGUAGCACAAUGGAUGCAGUUGGUGGCGCUGCAUCACUAGUUGGUUCUGGUGUUGGACUUGUGGGCACUGGCAUUGGUGCUGGUGCGGGGCUUGUUGGCUCUGGUAUUGGUGCUGGCGUCGGGCUUGUUGGUUCUGGUUUUGGCGCAGUCGGCAGUGGCCUUGGUAAAGCCGGGAAGUUCAUGGGCAAGACUGUGGCAGGGCCUUUCAGCAUGUCCCGCAAGAACGGCAGCAGCUCUACUGCUCCCCAGCCUGAUCAACCUUCCAGGUAGUCUGAUGUACAGUGAAAGACAAUUCCCAUUUGUGACAGGGUUCCCGUUCUACUUUCUGUAAACCUGCGAGGCUGCAAUAUCUGGGAUUAUACGGAGUUUUAUGUUUGCAUUUCAGCACACUGCCAUCCGCGGUGCUGGUUAUAUGAAAUAUCUGCUGGUUUAUUUUGUUCGUUGUAACGGUACUUUUAUAGUAAAGAUUACUGUAAAUUAGAUCGCUUUGACAGAUUGAUGUAACAACGCCGUCGUAUUGAAGUUUACGGAAAGUCUAUGACGUGCUAGUCUGAUAUUAA
Messenger RNA from Panicum hallii, 2119 nucleotides. Its product is annotated as synaptotagmin-5. Lineage: Eukaryota; Viridiplantae; Streptophyta; Magnoliopsida; Poales; Poaceae. Gene Ontology annotation, cellular component: endoplasmic reticulum. Gene Ontology annotation, molecular function: lipid binding. The record is from RefSeq and is a predicted model, not a curated record. The coding region runs from base 303 to 1829 and encodes 508 amino acids. The transcript is spliced from 11 exons.